Rotaria sp. Silwood1 is the source of this 2565-nucleotide messenger RNA. The record is from the annotation of a GenBank genome assembly. Lineage: Eukaryota; Metazoa; Rotifera; Eurotatoria; Philodinida; Philodinidae.
AUGAGUUUAACAACUAAACGACAAUUACCAAAUCUAAAUAAUGAAAAAAUUCGACAACUAAAUUCUGUAUUAAUUAAUACAGAAGAUAAUAUACGAAAUGUUCAACAAAAUUUUGAAUCAUUUAAACAAACAACAUCUUUAGUAGAUAAAUUUAGAAAUAAUAGUAGUAAAUCAACAAUACAAAGAAAUAAAGGUGAUCGUUUCAAUAAUAAUGAUAGCAAACAAUCGAUAUUAUCAAAUGAACAUGAAACUAGUAAAACAACAAAACAAUCAUUAAAUUCUAUCGAUUCAAUGAUUUCAUCAAAACACGAUUCAAUUGUUCAAGAGAUUACUCAUUCACGUCACGAUCGACGUUUACAAGAAAUAGAAAAUGACAUAAAACGACAUAGAGAAGAACAACAACAACAAAAAUUAACAACAUCAAUACAUAAUGAUGGUAGUAAAAUUUUUCAAACACGUCAUACAUUUAAUAAACAAAUAUAUGAAUUUCCAUUACAAAAUACGAAACGACAAUUAGAAGAAAAUGAAAUAAAUAAAACUUUAUUUACACAACAAAAUUCAGCAACUUUACUCGAUUGUGCUAAAUCAAUUCGUGAAAAUGUAACACAAUUUAAAAACCAAUUAAUGAGAAAUGAAAUAGUAAAUGAGAAACAAAUACAAAGUACUGAAGAAUUAUCUUCGUUAUUAAAUCGACGAUCAAGAACAGAACAUGAUCAUGUUCAAAUGGAAAAUGAAUAUCUUAUGAAACAACAAACAAUGCUUUCAAAAUCAGCAACAUUCAAUGAAAUGCUUAAUUUUAAAAGAGAACUUGAAAAAAGUGAACGACAACGUGAAGGACUUUCCGAUGAAUUAGAGUCAUUAAUUAAUAUAUGUGAUGAAAAAGACAAACUUAUAUCAAAAACAUUACUUGAAUUAAAAGACGUAACAGAAAAUUGUGAUACAUUUGAACGACAAAAUACUAAAUUACAAUAUGAUUUAACAUUAGCAUUAGAAAAAUUAGAAGAAAUGACUGAAGAAGCUGAACAAUUUGCAAAAGAAUCAACAAAUUCUCAAAAACAAUUAGCAGAUUCUGAACAAAAACGAGAAGAAUUUCAAAUUCAAGCAGAAGAAACAAUUAAACAAUGGAAAGCUCGAGUAAAAAAAUUUGAAAAAGAUAUAGAACGUUAUAAACUUGAUUCAACACAAAUGUUAGAAAAAAAUGAACAAUUAAUUAAAGAAAUCAAUACUUUUAAAUCACAAGAAUUAAUUUUACGAGAACAAGUUACAAAAUUUGAAACUGAUCUAAAUUUAGUCAAUACAAAUUAUAAUCAAUUAGAAGAACAAUUUAAACGAAAUGAAAAUAAUAUUAUUCAACUUCGUGCAAUUCGUGCAUCACAAGAAGUUGAAAUUACAACGUUAAAAGAAACAAUCUAUGAAUUUGAAAAGCAACUCUCUAUUCAACGACAAUGUCAGUUAAAAAUUGAUAAAGAAAAACAGAAUCUUCAUCAAUUAUUACAAGAAGAAAUCAAUCAUCGAAAUAAUCUUGAUUUAAAAUUAAAACAAUCUGAAAAAGAUAUUGAAACAAUAAAUAUAUCUCGUUCUCAAUUGCAACAACAAAUUAUCGAACUUGAAAAUGAACGAAUAAAUUUAUUACAAAAAAUUAAAGAAAUAGAAUUUGAAAAAGAGUCAUUAUCAAAAGAAAAAACAAAAUUUAUUUCAUUAGAAAAUGAUUAUGAAGAUAUUAAAAGAAAAUUAGAAAUAACUAAAGUUGAUUAUACACAUGGUAUGAAAGCAUUACAAAUGGAUUAUGAAAAUAAAAUUGAAAUAUUUCAAUUACAAUUAUCUGAUGAAACAUCACGAAUUGCUAUGUUACAACGACAUGAAUUAGAACAUAAACAAGAAAUUGAAAGACUUCAAGAAAAAGCAGCAAAAUUUGAAGAUGAAGCAACUCAAGCACACUCUACUAUUGAUAUUUUAUCAAGAGAAAUUAAUGAUAAAGCUAGAUUGAUCGAUGAAUUAGAAUCAAAAAUUAACAAAUUGACUGUUGAAACAACACAUCAAAGAAAUCAAAUUAUAAAAAAAGAAAACGAUUAUCAAAAUUCUUUUCAAACUAUUUACAAUGAAAUAAUCUAUUGUACAGAAUGUUUAUCAAAUGAUUCUAAUGAACCAUUUGUUAUUAUCGAAUCUGCAACAAUAUCUCGUGAUGAUAUUGAAGUUUGGUUGAGUAAAUUUAAAGCUCAUCUUAGUUGGCUUAAACAAGAAUUAGAAAUUCAUCAACAAGAAGAAAAAAAACUUCGUCAAGAUCUUGAUAAUGCAUUACUUGAUUGUGAAUCUGAUCGAAAAUAUUUUGCAUCUGAAUUAGCAAAACGAGAAAUUAUUAUUAAUGAAAUUACUAAUAAUCAUCAAGUUUGUGAACGAGAAACUUUAAAUACAUCGAAUGAAUAUAAACAAGUCGAAUAUAAUAAACAUCAUAUAUUAACUGAGGAUGAACGUGAUCGUAUUGAUGAUCGAUAUCGACAAUUUCAAAUUAUGAUCGAUUCAGUUAAACGAGAAUUACAUACAGCAAAAUUACAACUUUCAUCUUAA